GAGGCGGGCCCUCUAUUAUGAGGCACGGCGAGAGCUCGAGCAGCGCUUGUUCUGCAGGGUUUGGAUCCGAUGGGAGCAGCAACAACGUUGUGACCGGGAAUUCCGCCGCCUCUUCUUCGACCUCAAUUUUCCGUUCCUCGUCGCAGUCAAACAGCAGUGGUGGCGGGCCUCCUGAGCACUUGCGGGCUCGGCCUGGUCAGCUGUUCACGAACCC
Messenger RNA from Amoebophrya sp. A25, 214 nucleotides. NCBI's taxonomy places the organism in Eukaryota, Dinophyceae, Syndiniales, Amoebophryaceae. The record is from the annotation of a GenBank genome assembly.